Microthlaspi erraticum is the source of this 330-nucleotide messenger RNA. The record is from the annotation of a GenBank genome assembly. NCBI's taxonomy places the organism in Eukaryota, Viridiplantae, Streptophyta, Magnoliopsida, Brassicales, Brassicaceae.
AUGUCUCUUGCUGAUAAGGCUCACCAAUGGGAGAAGAGCCUGCCCCAUGGUUCAAUCACUACAUGGGAUGAGUGCAAGAAAGCCUUUCUUGCUAAGUUUUUCUCAACUGGGCGCACAGCCAAGCUAAGAAGUGAGAUCUCAGGCUUCACUCAGAGGAACAAUGAGACAUUUGCUGAAGCUUGGGAAAGGUUCAAGGGUUACACCAGUCAAUGCCCUCAUCAUGGCUUCAACAAUGAGUCUUUGCUUUCUACACUCUAUAGAGGAUGUUUGGCUAGAUACAGAGAGAUGUUGGACACAGCCAGUAAUGGAAACUUCCUAAUCAAGAUGUAG